Molecule: messenger RNA, 1095 nt
Organism: Knipowitschia caucasica
Lineage: Eukaryota; Metazoa; Chordata; Actinopteri; Gobiiformes; Gobiidae
Source: the annotation of a GenBank genome assembly
AUGGUGUCUGGAGGCGCGAGGAGAAGGCGAUACGGCUCUGGAAACGUGAGACAUUUACACGGAGACGGACCCUGUCUGUCUGUCACCUCCUGUCUGUCACCUCCUGUCUGUCACCUCCUGUCUGUCACCUCCUGUCUGUCUGUCACCUCCUGUCUGUCAUCUCCUGUCUGUCUGUCACCUCCUGUCUGUCACCUCCUGUCUGUCACCUCCUGUCUGUCUGUCACCUCCUGUCUGUCACCUCCUGUCUGUCACCUCCUGUCUGUCUGUCACCUCCUGUCUGUCACCUCCUGUCUGUCACCUCCUGUCUGUCUGUCACCUCCUGUCUGUCAUCUCCUGUCUGUCUGUCACCUCCUGUCUGUCUGUCUGUCUGUCACCUCCUGUCUGUCUGUCACCUCCUGUCUGUCACCUCCUGUCUGUCAUCUCCUGUCUGUCUGUCACCUCCUGUCUGUCAUCUCCUGUCUGUCUGUCACCUCCUGUCUGUCUGUCAUCUCCUGUCUGUCUGUCAUCUCCUGUCUGUCUGUCAUCUCCUGUCUGUCUGUCACCUCCUAUCCAGACAUGGACCACAGCCUCGUGUUCUCCUCUCUGCAUGAGGCCUGUGAAGAUGCUCUGUCCGCUCUGUCUCACCCCGAGGACCUGCCGUACGGCGCCGUGGCCGAGCGUCUGGCCGUGAGCCUGAGACAGAUCCGGUCCCACAGCGAGGCCCUGGAGCCCGUGGUCACCAGCUUCACCGCCGUUUACCACCUCUACGACUUCGACGAGCAGACGCCAGGGAACGGAUACCGCUCUCUCGUGAAGGUCUUGCUGUCGUGCCUUCUCCACAUCAUAAACAAAGCUCGCUACGUCUCGUCCAACCUGCGAGGGGCCUUCUUCAGGGCGGACCACAACGCCACCGAGCUGGAGGCGUACUCGAGUGCCCUGUGUCAGCUGAGAGCACUGCUGCACCUGGCCCAGCGGCUGCUCAAAGACACCCCCUGUGGACACCUGUGCACACUGCAGGACGCAGCGCUGAGCCGCCAUUUUGUGCAAGAGUACAGCUCCAUGCACAAGGCCUGCUUCUACGGCCGCUGCCUGGGCUUUCAGCUUUGUGGCUGUUAA